ACCACUUUCCCCUUGUAAUGGAAAAGACCAGAGGGUCAGCUCGUAGCAACCCAGCCAACUUUCCCUGAGAUUUGCUCGUUUGCCUCUUUGUCUUCUGAUCUACAAGCCGAUUCUACUCAUCCCCCUGCAUCAGUUGGUAUUCAGAGCCCAGGUUCGAGUCCAUGGCGGGUGGUGGUCGGAGAAAUCGGAGCCGAGCCGGGCAGCCGGCGGCGGCUCGGGUUGAUGCCGCAGAUCUGGACGAGGAGUCCGGAGACGGAGCUAUUCCCAGGUACCGGAACCUGCAGGACGUCGAUGCCAAUUUGGUGGAUCAGAACCAAGAGUUGAGACGGCAAGUUCAGGCCCUAGCGCAGCAAAUGGCGGCCGUGCAGACGCAGAUGGCUCAGAUUGCUGUUGCUGUGCAACGGAGGGAUAUGCCAGAAGACCAGGGCAGUGAGGAUGAUUCGUCUGACAGCGACGGCUCUCCCGCAAGCUCCCUGAGGCGUCCUGAAGUUAACCCCUUUCAAGCCAGACAGCGACACGGACGGAAUCGUGCUACUGCUGAGCGCGAGCACCGCAGGCGGCGCUGCUUUGGAGUUAAGUUGCCGGAGUUCUCGGGAGGGCUCUCUCCUGAGGAUUUUAUUGAUUGGAUAGAUGAAGUUGAGCGUGUCUUUGAAUAUGCGGAGGUGCCAGAGGAGGAGCGUGUUCCUGCAGUUGCAAUGCGACUGAAAGGGCGUGCAUCUGUUUGGUGGAAAAAUCUAGAGCAGAGUCGUAGAGUUCGGGGCAAGCGAAAGAUUGAUUCCUGGUUUGCCAUGAAGGAGAAGAUGCAGAGAGAGUUUCUUCCAUUUAAUUAUGAAGAAUCAUUAUUCAGGCAACUCCAAAAUCUACGACAAGGCACAAAAAGUGUGCACGAGUAUACAAAUGAAUUCUAUCAACUAGUAUCACGCAACAAUUUGAGUGAUUCCAAGAGUCAACUGGUGGCAAGGUAUGUUGGUGGUUUACGUCAAUCAAUCCAAGAUGUGUUGUCCUUGCAUAUGAAUUUUACAGUGUCAGAGGCAUACCAGCGAGCCAUCGCUGUGGAAAAACAGCAACAACGACCAGUGCGCACAAACAACGCUCAGUUCCGACCACGAUCUAAUAAUUCUGCACCAACAAGGGCGGCGAGCAGAAGCCACCCAGGGCCAACAAGAUCUGCCCCAUUGCCUAAAGGUGUCGGGGAUAAGUCCAAGUCAGCAACAGCAAGAGGUACUUGUUUUAAAUGUGGUUCUUCAGAACAUUUACAAAGAGAUUGCCCAAGGAACAUCGACAGGGAUGGUAAAGGAUUAGUAGGUGACUAUGAUGAAGAGACAGAGCAUCAAGGUGAACCUACAUAUGAUAAUUAUGAUGAUAAUGAUGAGGUUGAGCUGGAUGGAGAUACAGGGGACAUGUUAGUAAUGGAGCGAGCUUUGAUGAUACCUCCAAAAGACGAAGAUUGGCGAAGACGGAGCUUGUUCCACACGCGCUGCACUAUAGGUGGAAAAGUAUGUCAUGUUAUUAUUGAUAAUGGCAGUUGGGAAAAUACUAUAUCAGAGGAGGCAGUAAAUAAACUUGGGCUUAAGAAGGAAAAUCAUCCUUGUCCUUAUAACAUGCGCUGGUUCAAAUCUGACAAGGUAUCGAAGGUAAAAUUUCGGUGUUUGGUGUCUUUCUCCGUUGGCAAUAAAUUCUUUGAUGAGGUAGAAUGUGAUGUUGUUGAUAUGGAUGUUAGCCACCUAAUUCUUGGAAGACCUUGGCAGUAUGACCGCCAUGCUGUACAUGAUGGCCGUAAGCACACAUAUACUGUCAUGAAAGAUGGCCAAAAAUUUGUGUUUAACCCAGUGAAAGAGGAUGAGUUAGUCAAAUCCAAGAGUUAUGAAUCAUCAUGCACCACAAGUCUCAUAUCUUGUAAGAAAUUUAUGCGUGAAGCAAUAGAAGGAGGCGUAUAUCUGCUACUGCUUUCAAAGCAGAAGAGUGAAGUUGGCAUACCAAAGGAGGCACAUGACUUAUUGGAAGAAUUUUCAGAUGUCUUUCCAAAAGAGCUUCCUUCUGUAUUACCUCCCAUGCGAGACAUUCAACAUCAGAUUGAUUUAGUACCAGGAGCUAGUUUGCCAAAUCGCCCGGCUUAUCGAAUGAAUCCCAAAGAGUAUGAGGAACUAAUUCGUCAAGUGCAAGAACUAUUAGAUAAAGGUUUUAUUCAACCUAGCCUAAGCCCAUGUGCUGUCCCUGCACUCCUGACACCAAAAAAAGAUGGUUCAUGGCGCAUGUGUGUUGAUUCUCGAGCAAUAAAUAAGAUAACGAUUAAGUAUCGAUUUCCUAUACCUCGACUCGAUGAUAUGUUGGAUAAUUUAGCAGGGGCAGUGGUAUUUUCAAAGAUUGAUCUCAAGAGUGGGUACCACCAAUUAAGGAUCCGUCCAGGAGAUGAGUGGAAGACGGCUUUCAAGACAAGAGAUGGGCUUGGUUAGUAAUGCCUUUCGGUCUUUCUAAUGCUCCAAGUACAUUUAUGAGGUUGAUGAAUCAUGUAUUACGACCUUUUAUUGGAAAGUUUGUUGUCGUAUAUUUUGAUGACAUACUAGUAUAUAGCAGUAGCAUGGAAGACCACCUGCCGCACUUGAGAGAAGUGUUAUGCGCUUUACGGCGUGAGCAGUUGUAUGCUAAUCCAAAGAAGUGUGAGUUGUUGGUCUCUUCAGUCAAUUUCUUGGGGUUUAUUGUGUCUGGAAGAGGCUUACAAGUUGAUCCAAGCAAGGUUGAAGCAAUUCUUAGUUGGCCAGCUCCACGCACAUUAACUGAAGCUCGUAGCUUUCAUGGGCUUGCUUCUUUUUAUAGACGCUUUAUUCGCAACUUCAGCACAAUCAUGGCACCUUUCACUGAUUGCAUGAAACGAGGUGGAGCUUUUGUAUUAACGGAAGAAGCGAGGCAAGCUUUCGAGGAGAUUAAGGCCAAAGUGGCAUCUACUGAUUGUCUAGCCUUGCCGGAUUUUAACAAGUUGUUUGAAGUGGAUUGUGAUGCAUCAGGAAAAGGAAUUGGUGCUGUUCUUAGUCAUGAAGCUGAGUUGUAUGCAGUGGUUCGAGCAUUGCAACACUGGAGGCAUUACCUACUACAUCAAGAGUUUAUUUUGUAUAGUGAUCAUGAAGCACUAAAAUACAUCCGAAAUCAGCCAAACCUGAACCGUAAACAUGCACGGUGGGCAAGCUUUUUGGAAGAGUAUAAUUUUGUACUCAAGCACAAAUCUGGAGCACAAAACAGGGUAGCUGAUGCACUGAGCCGCAGAGCACAAUGCCUAAGCAUGAUGAGGGUUCAAGUUGUUGGUUUUGACAGUAUUCCGGAGCUCUAUACUACUGAUCCCUUUUUCAACAAGAUUUAUGAGGCUGCUCAAGAAAGAAACUCUGCUGAAUAUACCAUCCAUGAAGGAUUUCUUUUUCGUGGGGUUCAACUCUGCAUUCCAAACAGCUCUGUACGUGAUCUGAUCAUAAAGGAGAUUCACAAUGAAGGGCAUCGAGGCCGAGACAAAUCUGUAGAACUAUUGCUGAAACAGUAUUUUUGGCCGCAUGCUCGACGAGAUAUGGAAAGGUUCGUGAAGAGAUGUCAUGUCUGUCAAGUUUCAAAAGGUACAGCUACGAAUGCAGGUUUGUAUAUGCCCUUACCUGUACCUGAUGCACCAUGGAUAGAUAUAAGUAUGGAUUUUGUUCUAGGUCUCCCACGAACACAGCGUCGAGUGGACUCCAUCUUUGUCGUGGUAGACAGAUUCAGCAAAAUGGCGCACUUCAUAGCCUGCCGCAAGACAUCUGAUGCUAGUCAAAUUUCUGUUUUGUUCUUUCGAGAAAUAGUGCGGUUGCAUGGUGUGCCAAGGAGUAUUACCUCUGACCGAGACACCAAGUUCAUGUCUCAUUUUUGGCGAUCGUUGUGGAGACAAAUGGGAACUACUUUGAAUUUCAGCACGGCUUAUCAUCCACAGACGGACGGUCAAACUGAAGUGGUAAAUAGAAGCUUAGGGAAGAUGUUACGAGCUCUUGUAGGCGACAAGCCGAAACAAUGGGACACAAUUCUACCACAUGCUGAGUUUGCCUUCAAUAGAACACCGAAUCGUUCUACUGGACUAUGCCCCUUUGAGAUAAUUUAUGGUAGAGUCCCAAACGGAGUUCUAGAACUAGCACCUAUACCUGCCGUUGGAAAGAAAAUUUUGAAAGCAGAGAAUAUGGUAGAAGAGAUGGGCUCAAUUUAUAAACUUGUACAUCAGCGAAUACAAGAAAGCAAUGCUAAAUAUAAGGCUGCAGCUGACCAACACCGUCGUCAGGUCGUGUUUGGAGAAGGAGAUUUGGUAUGGGCUAUCCUCACCAAAGAUCGUUUUCCCGCUGGAGAAUACAAUAAGUUAAGCCAGAGGAAAAUAGGACCGUGCAAAGUGAUAAAAAGGGUUAAUAACAACGCGUAUAAACUGGAGCUACCUAGCCAUCUACGCACUUCUGAUGUGUUCAAUGUUAGGCAUCUUGUGCCAUAUCAUCAGGAAACAUCUGAAGUUCAGGUUUAAACUCGAGGACGAGUUCUUUGCAGGCCUGGGGAGGAUGAUGCAGCUAGCUUCAACUAAGUGGAGUACCUGUUCCUUUGGUUUUCUUUUUCUUUAAUCUACUAGUCAGCACUGUACACUCUGUAGAGUUUUCUCGUACUAGUUUCUAGAGUUCUCUGUAACCUUAUUUUGUAAGUCCCCCCUAGUGACUAGAGGGAGAACAGAGUACUAGAUGAACCACUUUCCCCUUGUAAUGGAAAAGACCAGAGGGUCAGCUCGUAGCAACCCAGCCAGCUUUCCCUGAGAUUUGCUCGUUUGCCUCUUUGUCUUCUGAUCUACAAGCCGAUUCUACUCAUCCCCCUGCAUCACUUUCUUAAUAAUUGCUUCAGGCCAUGUGCGCUCGAGGACGGCUGUGAUCAGAAUUAUCGGCUGAAUGUUCAUCUUACAUCGAAGCAUAUAUCAGAGUGUAGUACUCAAGAUGAUCAGCAAGACAUGCAGGCUGUAGAUGGUUACGAAAGGAGUUCUGCUCAACACCAUGAUUACGUACACCCAAGCUACAACAUGUACCCUUCCCAUGCCGCAACACAAUUUCCCUCCACCAGGGCCAGGAUAUGUUGUGAACGCCCAUCCGACGUACCCGGUGCUGCACCAUGACACCCAUGGCCAACUAUGGCUCUCGACGCCGCUGGAUAACCGCUUCCACCCGCACUUGUCUCCGGUGCCAACGUACCCGUCUAUGCCCUCCAACACAAUGAUGCCUACGAUGCCGCUGGAUGGUCGCUUCCAUGCACAACUGCCUCCUUCGUUGUCGGCUUACCUGGAUGCACCCUUCGACCCAAGGACGCAUCCAGUGUGGACACGAGGACCCACAUAUGUACCCUUCGCACAACCACAGUCGUCCUCGCCUCCUGCAAGGCAUGCUAAUGGUUUUUAUUAACAUUUUGUAACUACUGAUAUCCGAGACAAUUGAUCGACAAUCAAUCUCCUAUACAAAUUUAGCAUAUAGAUUCAUAGCAAUGAAUAUACGAGUAGUUCACCACAAGGAAUAUGUUGAUUUGCGAUUAAAAUAUAAUGACAAUGACCAAACUAACCAUAAGUCUGGGAACAUUUUCUAUGAGAUUGUCAUCGAAUGUUCGA
Molecule: messenger RNA, 5626 nt
Organism: Triticum dicoccoides
Lineage: Eukaryota; Viridiplantae; Streptophyta; Magnoliopsida; Poales; Poaceae
Exons: 3
Coding region: 162-2453 (763 amino acids)
Molecular function (GO): zinc ion binding; nucleic acid binding
Source: RefSeq, a predicted model, not a curated record